AUGCUUUCCAGGCCGUGCAGCUCCGUAGCUGAAAUUGGAAAUAAUAAGAUUGACAUUUUUUUUUUCAGAAGCUUCCUGUCUAGGCAGGCAUUUUUGGUUAACUUUUCUUUUGCCCUUGUUCAAUUUAGUAAAGUUUCAAUGCUACAAAUACUUGAGAAACUGAAGUACGAUCCUAAUGAUGAACGUAUCCAAUUAGAAAAGCAUUCAGAUAAAAUAGUCUUGCCUGAGAAAAUCCUAAACGAAUUAGUCAAUUUACAAAAAUUACAAGAUAUAGAAAAAUUGCCACAUCCUUUAGUAUUUCGAAUAAGCACACCAAGUAAUAAUGCAUAUGUUGGUGUUAAAGAAUUCCAUGAUUUAGACAAUGACAGUGUUUUCUUAACCGAGGAUGUGCGUGGAAGGCUAGGUAUACAAGAUGCAGGUGCUACAAUUCUAUCGGUUGAGUUGGCAUUAAAUGUUUCAGGUGAUGAUGUUGUUGAAAAGGCAAUGAUUAUACUAGAGCCUAUGGAAAAAUAUCAAGUAAAUGACUGGAAAACGUUUCUGGAAUCCACCCUGUCUAAGAGUUACACUGCAGUGACCACGGGAGAUAUCUUGACUUUUAACAUCGAGAAGUUUGAAUGUGAAUUGAAAGUAAGGUCUGUGAAGACCUCGAACCAUGUCAGAAGUGUAUGUGUUAUAGAUCGUGACAUUGAUCUCGAAAUAUAUGGGGACAAUGCGGUUGAUGUCCCCAUUAAUGGCAUUCAAGAAUGUGAAGAAGCAUCGGGUGAAAUUAGGAAAGGUAUGACUGUUAAGAUAAAUAUACCUGAAAAUCACGUACUGAAGAGCGAUGGAGAUUAUGCGAUUUCCAAUGAUCAGUUUGUUAGUGGCGACCGGUUUGAAUUUGCCACAGUUAAUGAAGGUAUUAAGGUGGGUCAGGGGAAGUAUGUUUAUGCAUUUACAGAUCUUAAAUUUGAGAUAUGUGAUCGUUAUGAGAAACCUGAAGGAGUUAUACCGGGCACUGUGAAAUGUGAGAACUGUGGUAAAGCUAUCAGUCCCUCUUCCAAGGUGAUGCAUGAAACCUUCUGCUUGAGAAACAACAUAAAAUGUGCCCAAUGUGGGAAAACUUUCCGUAAGGCUAUACCCGACAAACACUGGCACUGUUGUUCUACAUUUGGUGAUGAUGCAGAAUCUAAAGAGCUGCAUGAUCGGUAUAUGCAUGAACGACAAACGUGUGAAUGCGGGUAUAAUGGUGUUACUUAUAGUGUUUGCGUUCAUAGAAAUGAAUGUUUAUUAUCCCUACACGAAUGUCGAUAUUGUCAUUUAAUACUUCCACGAGGAGAGGAGUGUGUGGAAUCGAGGUACUACAGUGUCUCAGGACAUGAGUGGACAUGCGGUUCUAAGACCACGGAAUGUUUCAAAUGUGGAAAGAUUGUUCGAUUGAGGGAACUGGAUACACAUUUGAAAAACCACGAGUUUGUGGAAGCCGAAGUUAGUGAGCGAACUAUACAGUGCAGUAACGUUUUAUGUGUUAACAAAUUUACUGGUGAUAAUUCAAUUGGGCUGUGCACUGAAUGCUUCAGUCCACUAUAUUCCGAUAUUAGAGAUGAUGAUGGGAGAAGAUUGAAAGCCAGGAUUGAAAGAAGGUAUAUUCUGCAGCUGAAGAAUGGAUGUGGGGAUCUGCAGUGUGAUAACCAGUUGUGUGUGAGCAGCAGCGAAUGUAUCUGCAGAGGUUCUAUGGGUGAGAUUAUAAAGUUUGUGAAGAAGUGGGUCUCUGAAGGCCCAUACAUGUUCUGUGUUAGCCGUAAAAUGAGAGAACUACGUAAAAACAAAGGAUGA
Messenger RNA from Pichia kudriavzevii, 1812 nucleotides. RefSeq lists its product as uncharacterized. The record is from RefSeq and is a predicted model, not a curated record. Gene Ontology annotation, molecular function: polyubiquitin modification-dependent protein binding. The transcript has a single exon. NCBI's taxonomy places the organism in Eukaryota, Fungi, Ascomycota, Pichiomycetes, Pichiales, Pichiaceae. The coding region runs from base 1 to 1812 and encodes 603 amino acids. Gene Ontology annotation, cellular component: VCP-NPL4-UFD1 AAA ATPase complex.